Molecule: messenger RNA, 558 nt
Organism: Notolabrus celidotus (New Zealand spotty)
Lineage: Eukaryota; Metazoa; Chordata; Actinopteri; Labriformes; Labridae
Gene: map1lc3c
Product: microtubule-associated protein 1 light chain 3 gamma
Biological process (GO): macroautophagy; autophagosome assembly; cellular response to nitrogen starvation
Cellular component (GO): autophagosome; autophagosome membrane; cytosol
Molecular function (GO): ubiquitin protein ligase binding
Source: RefSeq, a predicted model, not a curated record
ACACACACACACAGCAUGCCUCCCUUCAACAAGACCCAGCCGCAGACCAAAGCCUUCAAACAGAGGAACUUCGCGACUCGGAAACAGGAGGUGGCAGGGAUCCGGUCCAAGUUCCCCAACAAGAUCCCGGUCAUCAUUGAACGGUACGACAAGGAGAAGUAUCUCCCUCCUCUGGAUAAGACCAAGUUCCUGGUCCCUCAUGAGCUCACCAUGACCCAGUUCGUCACCAUCAUCAGGAACCGGAUGGCCCUGCUGCCCACUCAGGCCUUCUACCUACUCAUCAACAACAGCGGUCUGGCCAGCAUGUCCCUCACCAUGGCUCAGGUGUACAAAGACCACCAGGACGAGGACGGCUUCCUGUACAUGACCUACGCCUCUCAGGAGGUGUUCGGGCGCUCGCACUAGCAGCUGAAUGUUUUAGAUUUUACCCUCCCUUAAAGACUCUCUGUGCUGUACAUAGAAAACAAGCUGUAUAUAUUGUAAUAUGUGUUGUAUAUGCUGAUUUGUAUGAGAUGGAUUUUAAUGAAAGUAUGUGGAUCCAAUAAAUCUUAAGUCAAA